Messenger RNA from Haemorhous mexicanus (house finch), 3479 nucleotides. RefSeq names its product mitogen-activated protein kinase 12 (gene MAPK12). The coding region runs from base 93 to 1178 and encodes 361 amino acids. Gene Ontology annotation, cellular component: cytoplasm; nucleus. The record is from RefSeq and is a predicted model, not a curated record. Gene Ontology annotation, biological process: protein phosphorylation; MAPK cascade. Gene Ontology annotation, molecular function: MAP kinase activity; ATP binding. NCBI's taxonomy places the organism in Eukaryota, Metazoa, Chordata, Aves, Passeriformes, Fringillidae. The transcript is spliced from 12 exons.
CCCUCAGCGCAGCCCAGCUCGGCGGCGCCGGCCGCUCCCGCUCCCCCGGCCCGGGCUCUUUGUCGGCGCGUGCCGGCGGGGUCGGCAGCGCCAUGUCCUCCCCCAAGAAUGGCUUCUACCGGCAGGAGAUCACCAAGACUCUCUGGGAAGUGCGGGACCGCUACCGGGACUUGCAGCCGGUGGGGUCCGGCGCCUACGGAGCCGUGUGCUCAGCCGUCGAUGGAAGAAGUGGUACCAAAGUGGCCAUUAAGAAAUUGUACCGCCCGUUUCAGUCUGAACUCUUUGCCAAAAGAGCUUACCGAGAGCUGCGUCUCCUGAAACACAUGAAGCAUGAAAACGUCAUUGGAAUUUUGGAUGUGUUCACACCAGAUAUAACACUGGAGAAGUUUAAUGACUUCUACCUCGUCAUGCCAUUUAUGGGAACAGACUUGAGUAAGAUAAUGAAGCAUGAGAAAUUAACUGAAGAUCGAAUCCAGUUCCUGGUAUAUCAGAUGUUGAAAGGCUUAAAGUAUAUUCAUUCAUCAGGCAUAAUUCACAGGGAUCUGAAGCCUGGAAACUUGGCAGUAAAUGAAGACUGUGAAUUGAAGAUCCUGGAUUUUGGAUUGGCAAGGCAUACAGACAGUGAGAUGACUGGCUAUGUGGUUACAAGGUGGUACAGAGCCCCAGAGGUCAUUCUUAACUGGAUGCAUUAUACUCAGACAGUUGACAUCUGGUCUGUGGGCUGUAUAAUGGCUGAGAUGAUAACAGGGAGACCUCUGUUCAAGGGAAAUGAUCAUCUGGACCAACUCACAGAAAUAAUGAAAAUAACAGGUACACCAACUCAAGAUUUUGUUCAAAAAUUGCACAGUCAAGAUGCAAAAAAUUACAUCAAAAGCCUUCCAAAAGUCCAGAAGAAAGAUUUUGCAUCCAUCUUGAAGUAUGCAAAUCCUUUGGCUGUAAACCUUUUGGAGAAGAUGCUGGUGCUGGAUGCAGAGAAGCGAGUCACGGCAGCUGAGGCUUUGGUGCAUCCUUACUUUGAACCAAUUCACGAUCCUGAGGAAGAAAUUGAAGCUGAGAAAUAUGACGACACAUUUGAUAACAUGGAUCUUCCACUAGAUGAGUGGAAGCGCAUUACAUAUAAAGAGAUACUGAACUUCAAGCCACCACAGUCAUUGGACUCAAAGGAGACAGCAGUAUAAUGGCUCAGUAUUUUCAGAACUCUGAGGAAGGCAGAGAAGUUGUAAAUGUUUGUGACAUUUCAGGUGUAUAAAACUUCUUAUAAAUAAGCUCUCUGUAAUCUGUUUCAUCUGCACUGUAACAGUGUCCUUUACUCUGCAUGUGGAAGUUGGUGCCUUUGGGCGUAGCAUUUCAAAAAUAUCCAGAAACUUAUUUCUGCCUACAAACUUCUUCCUUCUGCACAAAAGGACUCAGACUGCAGUAACCUGGUGCCAUCCUCAAAAGAGCAGGAUUAAUUCUUCAACUCAGAGAUCUGAAGAGUACAAGUUACCACCCCAGGCAAGCUGAGAACACAGUAUGUCAGAUGUGUUGUGACUGCUUUCCAAGGCCACUUAACCGUCCUGAAUGCAAGAAGUAUUCAUGUGACUUCCUCUGGAAUAUUUCACAGUGCUGAAAUGCCUGGGAAGGCUAAUCAUCUCCUGUUACCUCAGGGACUGCAGUGGGUAGCAGAGUGAUUGAGUGCCUGCAUCCCCCGUCCAGUGUGAGUGGAAGAGAACCUCAGAAGUGUUGAUGUCCUAGAUUUUUUUCAAUGUAACCAGCAUAGCAGGACAAGAUUUCAUAAACUUGCUAGGUGAACAGUCACUGGCUAUAUAAUCACUGUAUAAUAUUUUUCCCUAAAUACAGUGCAUUUUCUUUGUAUAGUACACUAGGGAUCAAUGAUUUGCGGGGAGAAAUUCUUCAGAUUUUCUAAAAUUUUGUAAGCUUUCCAACAUCUUGGUAUUGAAAUUAUCUCAGACAAUCAGCAGUGCUGAUUUUAAAAAUAAAGUUGCAUGUGGGUCACUUUAUAGGAAAUUAAAUGAGGACCAAAAUUAUAGACUUCCUCUUCAUUAGAAAUACCUGCAGCAAGCUGUUUUUUUCACAGAGUACAAAGCUGUUACCAGGUGAAGAAUAAUAAUUAUUCCCUUUUUUUACCCAUUUGAACUCUUCUUACUUGGAAAAACAUUCAGACCUUUUGUGGAGAGGUACCUUAGCAGAAGGAGUCAGCUUCCUGAUGGGAUAGAUAAUUUAGAUGAUUCCUGAGUUCCUCUUACUGUCCUGUCACUGUAUUUUCCUAGGUGCUUUGUUUGUAAGGGUCUCUGAGAGGUGGGGAAAAGUUAUUCUGUUUCUUUCAAUGAAUGUUUGAAUUAAACACCUGUAAAUAUUAGCAUUUGUUUAAAAAUUGUUUGUGAGGAGAGUUGAUUAGCUGAGGUGGACACCUAGAGAGACUAAAUAGUAACAGAAACCUUAAAUUCAUGUAUUUGACAAGUCAUUAAAAAUGACAUUUUCAGGAAUUAAUGAUAAAAAAAACAGAGAAUGUAUAUUGAAUCAAAAUAUUUUUCCAAACUGCAGGUUUCUCACAGAGUCGUACCCCAUUUUGCACUAUGAAAUUUCUGCUUCGUCUACACUUCUGUGUUAAAUAGAAACUUUUCUCUUUUAGAGAAUAGAUGUUGUCUCUUAGGAUCAUGUUCUUUGGUCUUCUUAAAAGUUGUGGGGGAAAAGUGCCUCUUGGAAUUAAUGGUGUUGAUAGACUGAGUCAAUGGGAAAUGAAAAAUGUCAAACACUUGAAAAUGCUGCCUCUAUAUUUUAAAUGGAUUUGAAAAUCUGGAAUUUCAGUAAAUGCCUAAAGUCUGGAGAUAAUGCAGAUGGCUCAAAAGUUAGUCAGACUAGGAGGGAGCAUUUUUUUAAUUGAAAAACUGCUUUGCAUUUUCUUCCUUCCUUCCUUGAAGGCUAACACUUCAAUGGGCAUUUCCACAAGGUCAAGCCCUAAAAUCUUCCACUGACUGAGGUGAACUUCUCCCUCUCUUAAUUUUAACUUAGCAUUGGAGAAGCAGCCAGCACAUAUGAGAAAGCCAUAAAAAGAUAGUGUUAGCUUUUCUUGGUAGUGGAGAAAUACAGAACUCUUAACUGAAUGAAGACCUUGAUGCAUAUGUCAGCAGAAGCAGAAGUACUGCUGUGCCGUCAGCAAAUGGCAAAGCCAACAUCAAGCUGGUCAAGAAGCUUCUGUGAAGAGAUUGAAUUCUGCAGAAAUGGCUCCAAGUGGCAGUAGAGAUCAUUAAAAGAACUGUGAGGUGAAAGCAGAAAUACUUUGCAGUGGAAGCAGCUGCUACUCUAAAGGAGAGACAACAGUUCCUACGUUUUUAUUUGCUAUUCCUACUGGUGCUAAGCAACUCAGGUAUAAGAACCCAAUUUCUGUUUGCCUUAAAAGAGAAAUGUAAAUACAUUCUGCAUGUUCAUGAAAUGUGAUGUGACAAAUAAAGAUUGUGAGUUUGUUUUUUACACAAUAA